Molecule: messenger RNA, 534 nt
Organism: Macroventuria anomochaeta
Lineage: Eukaryota; Fungi; Ascomycota; Dothideomycetes; Pleosporales; Didymellaceae
Exons: 1
Coding region: 1-534 (177 amino acids)
Source: RefSeq, a predicted model, not a curated record
AUGACCUUCUUUGGCUCCUGUUGCCCCUUACCAUGGUCAGGAGGCAACCGCGACCCCCAUAACAAGGACGCUCGCGAUGCUGGAGCACAUGGACAGCGUCCGGAGUUUCAAACCACGCGCUACAGCGACACACUACAAGGCGCCCCAUCGGCCACUGAUGCUGACGCAGCCUCUUUCACAGGCCCGCGAGUGUCUUCACAAACAGUGCCAACCAAUCGAUGUGAGGCUGUCCAGGAUGCAGCGUUGUCCGUGUACUCACAGCCCACGAACUCGCCAACACUUCCACGUGCAGACACCGUUCGUUCUGCUGUAAAGGGAGAGAAGGGCGUGGAGGCAGUCAGGGGACCUGCAAACAGCGCCAGCACGGACCAUCAAGCUGACCGAGGAGCGUCAAGUGUGGAGGAAGUCAGUGCAUCCGCGGGAGGUGAUGGCGGACAGCGGGGGAUGACAGGCUCUGAAGCGGGAGAAGCAAUAAGGAAGCAGUUGAUCAAGAAUAGGGAGGAGGCGGAGCAAGCGCAAGGAGCGAAGAAGUAA